ACUUCCGUGUUUGCGCCCGUCCUGCGUGUGUGUUCAAGCUGCUCCUGCAGACUCUACAGUGUCUUGUGGCUGUUGUCUUGAGAUAAAUAAUCAUGUCUCUGGAGGUGGAAUCAGCAGACGUGAUCCGUCUGAUUAUGCAGUACCUUAAAGAAAAUAACCUGCAACGGACUCUAGUCACCCUGCAGGAAGAGACCACCGUGUCAUUGAACACUGUGGACAGUAUUGAGAGCUUUGUGGCAGACAUAAACAGCGGCCACUGGGACACUGUCCUGCAAGCCAUCCAGUCCCUCAAGCUGCCAGAUAAGACCCUGAUAGACCUGUAUGAACAGGUGGUGUUGGAGCUGAUUGAAUUGAGAGAGUUGGGUGCAGCCCGUUCUCUCCUCAGGCAGACCGAUCCCAUGAUCAUGCUGAAACAGACCCAGCCAGAGAGAUACAUCCACCUGGAGAACCUACUGGCUCGCUCUUACUUCGAUCCCAGAGAGGCAUACCCAGACGGCAGCAGUAAGGAGAAGCGACGGGCAGCCAUCGCCCAGGCCCUGGCAGGGGAGGUCAGCGUGGUACCGCCUUCUCGUCUCAUGGCUCUACUGGGACAGUCUCUGAAGUGGCAGCAGCAUCAGGGUCUCCUGCCUCCUGGUAUGACCAUCGAUUUGUUCCGGGGUAAAGCUGCUGUUAAAGAUGUGGAGGAGGAGCGCUUCCCCACCCAGCUCAGCAGACACAUCAAGUUUGGACAGAAAUCCCAUGUUGAGUGUUCCCGAUUCUCCCCUGACGGUCAGUACCUGGUCACUGGCUCUGUGGACGGCUUCAUCGAGGUCUGGAACUUCACCACCGGCAAAAUCAGAAAGGAUCUGAAGUACCAGGCUCAGGAUAACUUCAUGAUGAUGGACGAUGCAGUGUUGUGUAUGGGCUUCAGUCGAGACACAGAGAUGUUGGCCACCGGAGCUCAGGAUGGAAAGAUUAAGGUGUGGAAGAUCCAGAGCGGUCAGUGUCUGAGGAGGUUUGAGCGCGCCCACAGUAAAGGAGUAACGUGCAUCAGUUUCUGUAAAGACAGCAGCCAGCUCCUCAGUGCCUCCUUCGACCAGACAAUCAGAAUCAAUGGACUGAAGUCCGGUAAAACUCUUAAGGAGUUUCGUGGCCACUCCUCAUUUGUGAACGAGGCCACCUUCACUCCAGACGGUCACCACAUCAUCAGCGCUUCCUCAGACGGUACAGUGAAGAUGUGGAACAUAAAGACCACUGAGUGCACCAACACCUUCAAGCCUCUGGGCACGUCAGCCGGCACUGACAUCACAGUGAACAACGUCAUCCAGCUGCCAAAGAACCCAGAGCAUUUUGUAGUGUGUAACCGCUCCAACACAGUGGUCAUCAUGAACAUGCAGGGACAGAUCGUGAGGAGUUUCAGCUCCGGUAAGAGGGAAGGUGGUGACUUUGUGUGCUGCACUCUGUCGCCCCGCGGCGAAUGGAUCUACUGCGUGGGUGAAGACUUUGUGCUCUACUGCUUCAGUACCGUCACCGGCAAGCUGGAGAGAACGCUGACGAUCCACGAGAAAGAUGUGAUCGGCAUCGCCCACCACCCGCACCAGAACCUGAUCGGCACCUACAGCGAGGACGGUCUGCUGAAGCUCUGGAAGCCUUGAUGUGUUUGACUGGACGUUGUCACACAGCAGCUGCUCUCCUCACUCUGGACACUGCUCGGCCCAGUCUGUCCUGUUUUUGUCUUUUUUCUGGGGGAAUCCUUCUCUAUCCCGUCACUGUGAACUUUGAAGACACCAAAAAGUUUUACAUAUUCAUCUGCAAGUUUCAGGCCAGUUACCAUGACACUGAAUAUUGGCAACUAAUGGUAGUUUGGUGUUUGGACAGUGGAGCCUUAUUUACCUGAACCUGAGUCUAAGAAACUGUUUUCAGUUUGUCUAACACAGAAAUGAUUAUAUUUUUUAAAGCAACAUCAUUUGCUUUAUUUUAAUGCUAUUUGUGAAUUUAUAAGGCUAGGUGUCAUGUUGUUUAAGUAUGGGAAAGAAACUCUUUAAAAUGUGAACCAGGGAUACAAGUGUGACAAAUACUCUGUAAACGCUCAUUACACAUGUUAAGAAAGGUGCUUAGCUAGUUAAUUACCCAUAAUAAAGGUUCAGUUGCAGGUUAAGUGAAUAAGGUUCUGCUGUUCAACACCUGAUAUUUACAGACAUCCAGUAACUUCUUUUUCAGAGGCUUCAACUUCAGAGAGAGGAGGUGAGACGUCAGAUGUUCAGGAUGAGGAGUGUAGAUACUAGAAUCCAUUUGUUUUGAAAAUUCCACAUUUUUGUAAAUAUAUUUUUUAUUUGCAUUUUUUUUGUUUUUCCAAGAAGACCUGGUUAAAUAGUGAUGUGUUGUGUGUCUUUUUUUCUUCUUUUUAAGUUCCACCUAUAUUUGAAUGGCAUAUAUUUUACAUAUAUUUUGUAUCCUAAAUUGAUUUAGUUCUUUCAGCAUGGAGAACCAAAUCACACAUUCAAUUUAAUAACAAAGUCACUACAAAGGUAUUUUCCCGCACCAAGUACAUGUAUUUGGAAUAAGAGUUAAUAUUUCAAGGUUCUAUAAAUUGCUGGAUGUACUAAUUUCCCUUAAAAACAUCUCAUGUGUGCCAUUAAAGCUAUUUAACCAGAA
This is a messenger RNA of Centropristis striata (black sea bass), 2634 nucleotides long. It is a transcript of the gene smu1a, whose product is annotated as SMU1 DNA replication regulator and spliceosomal factor a. The transcript has 12 exons. The coding region runs from base 93 to 1634 and encodes 513 amino acids. The record is from RefSeq and is a predicted model, not a curated record. Gene Ontology annotation, molecular function: protein binding. NCBI's taxonomy places the organism in Eukaryota, Metazoa, Chordata, Actinopteri, Perciformes, Serranidae. Gene Ontology annotation, biological process: mRNA splicing, via spliceosome. Gene Ontology annotation, cellular component: precatalytic spliceosome.